AUGAUGACGAGAUUUAUGGAACAACAAAUCGGUCAUUUCGACAGAAAGAUUGAUUCGUUACAAAUACAUGUACGUACACUUUUCGAUUAUGCUAGCUUUAUUGAACUUUUUGUGGAUGAUAGUCUUUAUGCGCAACGCGGAACUGGUCUGAGAAAACCAGAAAAAGGACAGGACGAAGUGGAGGGCAGUGUGUCAGCCGAAAAAUAUCCCAAUAGUGAAACAGAUCAGGUCCUGGAGGAAUCUGGAGCUCCAACGUAUGGCAAUGAAAAAGCAACGAAGGCAAGCAUUAGUAAAGCAGCUAGUCGAAAUGUAGCAUCUGAAGAGCUGCAACAAGCAAAAUCCACAGAAACAGGUGACUUCCAGAUAUAG
Molecule: messenger RNA, 369 nt
Organism: Gongylonema pulchrum
Lineage: Eukaryota; Metazoa; Nematoda; Chromadorea; Rhabditida; Gongylonematidae
Source: the annotation of a GenBank genome assembly